CACAGGGGCACGUGUUCGCAUACAGUACAUGGGCUGUUUUCCGUAUAUUUUCUGGUCGGGUGCGCGGCAGAGCGCGCGGGCUGUGCGAGGGGCGCGCGGGGCAGGUCGCCGGCAGAUGCGCCGCACAGCGCCAUCUCUCGGGGCCCGUCGCGCCACGCGCCAGGUGCGCGCUGCCCGCACCGCGGCCGCCGCCCGCCCUCAGUCCGCCGUCACGCGCCGCCGCGACAACACGUUAUUAAGGCCUCUGUACGCCACUACACGCGACGCGCGCGUUUCGAACGUAGUGAACGAUCUCGCGACCGGUUCGCCGGAGCCCAUGAGCGACUAGUGACAUCUCGAUACUUGUGCUGUGUGACUUGCAGUGAAACGCUCAGUGCAUACAUGUGCAAGUGAUGGAUUACUGCGGAUCUACCUUCGAGUGCUGACGACCGGGUACGGUCCCGACGUAUGCCCCGGCGCCGCUAGCCCGGACGCGCCAGCAUGCGCGCCCCCGCGGUGCUCAUCGCCCUGCUAGGGUUUCUACCCCAGUACACACAGCGACGAAACAUCGAAAAAGAUAAGCGCCUUUUAAAAUAUAGUCUAAACAACAUCAAUCAGAUAGUCAGCGCGUCAAAUCCGCCCGAAGACAUAAUAAAAUUUAACUUAUUCGGUAGUCCGGUGCUGACGUCUGGUUCCUUCGAACUUAGGAUAAAAAGUUUUACGAACUCAUUGGGUAGGUUAAGUAGUGGGCAGUGCUGUGAUGGUUCCUCAAAUAGUGACGCGCCGUGUUUGGCGCCGUGCAGGACUAAAUUCCGAGUGUGCCUCAAGAUAUAUCAAGCUAAUAUCGACACAACGUCACCGUGUACCUUCGGUGACAUUACAACGCCUGUGUUGGGCGGCAACUCAUUGGAUGUGCCCAACCUCCACGUGGAAGGAUUUAGCAAUCCCAUCGUGUUCCCCUUCGACUUCACAUGGCCGGGCACAUUCACGCUUAUUGUGGAAGCUUGGCACGACACCAAUGAGACGUCGAGAUCUGAUGAUACCCUUAUCGCGCGAAUGACGAAACAAAGCGUUGCGGAUGUGGGGGGCCCGUGGAUAGAAGAAGAACAACGGUGGGGUGGAGCCGGCUCUGCUCAUCUGAAGCUGUCGUACAGGGUGACUUGUGCUGCUCAUUACUACGGCGCAGGGUGCGAGGUGCUGUGCAGGCCGAGAGACGAUGCCUUCGGACAUUACACCUGUUCGCCAUCAGGAGGCAUCGUCUGCAAGGCUGGCUGGACCGGAGACUAUUGCUCGAAACCGCGGUGCUUGCCCGGCUGCGACGCGGAGCACGGCCACUGCCUCAAGCCCGACGAAUGCAUUUGUCAUUCGGGCUGGGUGGGCGAGCUGUGCGACCAGUGCGAGCGACACCCGGGCUGCGUGCACGGCACCUGCCUGCGGCCCUGGGACUGCAACUGCGAGGAGGGCUGGGGCGGACUGUUCUGCAACCAGGACCUCAACUACUGCACCAACCACCGCCCCUGUCGCAACGGCGGCACCUGCCACAACACCGGCCAGGGCAGCUACACCUGCAUGUGCCCGCCCGAGUACACCGGGCCAGACUGCGAGAAGUCGCUGCACUCCUGCGCAGUGCGGCCCUGUCUCAAUGGGGGCGCCUGCGUGCCCGACGAGGGCGGCGAGCUGGCGUGCGCCUGUCCGCAGGGGUAUGAGGGCGCGCGCUGCGAGACCCGGCGCCUGACGUGCGCGGACCGACCCUGUCGCAACGGUGGCGUGUGCGAGCCGCGCGGGGCUGGCUACGUGUGCGAGUGUCCCGUGGGCUACGCUGGGACGGACUGUGCGCUCGAGGCUGACCCGUGCGCCGCGGGGCCUUGUCGCAACGGGGCCACCUGCUCGCGCGCUGGCGACGGCUUCAAGUGCACCUGCCGUGCUGGCUUCCGUGGAAAUCGCUGUGAGAUUGACAUCGACGACUGCGCGGGUAUCAUGUGUGAACACGGUGGCACCUGCGUCGACCUCGUUAACGGACAGCGGUGUCAGUGCGCACCCGGCUUCGUGGGCUCGCGCUGCGAGACCAGAGUGGACCUAUGCCUCGCUAAACCCUGCGCGAACGGUGGCGAAUGUAAGAUCCUCGACAAUGACUAUCAGUGUCGGUGUAGACCUGGAUUCGCUGGCAAGGACUGCAGCAUCGACAUCGACGAGUGCUCAUCUUCACCGUGUCGGAACGGAGGCACCUGUAGAGACCGAGUGGACGGCUACCACUGCUCGUGUCCCCCGGGCUGGGGCGGUAAGUCGUGCACCGUGUCGCUGGCGGAGCUCGUGUCCAAGCAGGCGGGGGGACAUCAGCGGCGGGUGGGGGACGAGGGGGGCGAGGAGGCGCUAUCAGGGCAACAGGUGGCGUGGAUCGCGUCCGUGACGGCCGCAGUGCCGCUGGCGGCGCUGGCCGCCGUGCUGGCCAUCGUGUGCCUGCGCCGGCGCCGCGCGCGAGCCCUGCGCGCCGCGGACGCGGAGGCGCGCGCGCAGAACGCGGCCAACGCGGGCGGGCACGUCAUCCGCAACACGUGGGGCAAGUGCGACGCGCCGGCGCCGGAGUGCCAGAACGCGCACAACGCGGCGGCCGAGGAGUGCAAGCGCAAGACUCUCAACACAGAGAGCGCGCGCCUGCUGGCCGCGCUGGACCCGCGACUGUCGCGGCUCUCCGCGGACUCCGCCUACUGCGCUAAUAGAUGA
Spodoptera littoralis (African cotton leafworm) is the source of this 2700-nucleotide messenger RNA. Lineage: Eukaryota; Metazoa; Arthropoda; Insecta; Lepidoptera; Noctuidae. The record is from the annotation of a GenBank genome assembly.